UCGAGGCAAGGUGUGGCUGUGGGGCUUUCGCGCGCGCGGCUCCUCUCCGGGAUCUCUCGCGUUCUCUCUCUCCAUCAUCAUAUAUAAAUAUAAAUACAUGUAUACAUACAUAGAGACGAAUAUACAUUGAGCCGUACUUUUAACGUGUGAAUGCGUAGUGUGGUGUACAUGUGUUUUUCUGCGCGACAUUACCCAUAUGGUUAUACGUUAUUACUGUAAUAACAAGCCGCGGUGACACACGUGAGAGUGAGAAAGAGAGAGAGAGAGAUAGAGAGACCCCAGAAAUUCAAAGGGAACCGCAACCCCCACCCUCAUCCCCUCCACACUUCGUUCAAUCUCACAUGCCAUUCGUUUCUUAAUCGGCCGCGUGUAUACAUCACCCACUCGAUCGAAUUCUCUGAGAAUAAUCACGCUUCACUCGCGAAACAUUAUUCGUACCUGCACAUAAGCACCCGUACACCUAUCCUAGCUCGCUUGUCCCGAGUUUUUCUUUUUUAUUCACCAUAAUGAGAGAUCGGCUGUAGAACAUUUUACCCCGUGCAUAUCUUCGACUCGACUCGCGCGCGUUCUCUCGUCUCUCAAAACCACCACAGUUUUGUUGCUUGCAGCAGUUUUUUCGCUUGUGCACGAGUGUGCGUGUGUAAUGCGUCUUCCGAACGUGGAUGUUUAGUCUCUCAUCUCGUGGGCGACUCUUCAAGAUAUCUGUUGUUACUCGGUUUUAUUCGUGAAAUUUGUUGCGCGGCACGUGUGUUCGAAUGAACUGAAAACAAGUUUUUCUUCAGAAAGAUACACAAAUGUAGUUAUCGUUGAUAUUUUAUUUUUUUUCUCUUCGAUUUCAAUGGUUCAACGUGAAAGAAGCUAGUGAGAGUGCGCGCGUGUCAGUGCGCCAAGAGUUUUAACGUUCUUCGUUAAAAGAGGGAAAAAAAACGAUUGGUGAAAGACGGAGAAAUAAGCGAGAACUAACGUGCAAGUGAGAUGUGACAGGAAGAUCGCGAGAGUGUGCGGAGCGUCGAGAGAAGAAAAAAAAGGCUCGUACAGUGUGGUCCACCAUACGCGCAGCAUCCCUCCGAUGGUAAAAGGAUUGAACUGUGCUCAGAGGACGCUACCAUUAUUCCAAACACCAUGAAUUGUAACGUGAUAGCAUCUACAUGUGUAUAUACAAGUGUACAACGUUUUGACAGGAAGAGCGAGUGAAAGAGGACGAGGGAAAACGAUAAAUAUGACAAUAGGGUAUAAAAGGGCUUCGGGUAAUCUCGCCAGACGGAAAUAUUCGUACGGUAUAAAAGACUGAUACAGGAUGUGCCACUGUUUGUUAUUAUUAUUACCAUUGUUAUUGUCAUUAUCAUCUACGAGUGAAUGAACUUUAUUAUUUUCAUUUGUUUUUUAAUCUCCCGAAAAAGGAUACUUUGAAUUCUUUUUGAUAUUCCAUUUACUACGGAUAUUUUGUUGUUCUUUCAAUUUUUAUAAUCCUCACGAACAUUCCAGUUUUAAUGGGGCUUAUUUACUACGUGUAUUUGAGUGUCUUUUCGGAUAACAAUAUAAUCGCCGCGUCGAUUAAACACGGGAUCGAUAAUUAAGAGAGCGAGGCAACGAGACAGAGUCUCGGAAAUACGUUGGUUCAUCGAAAAAAUCGAGGAAACUCUUCUUCAUCGUGUUGUUUAUUUUUCAUCUUGACAAAAUAAACAUCUAUCAAGACUUUUCUCUUCUAUCCUCACCACAUAAAAUCACCAGUGCCAUCUCACAGUGUUGAAAAUUCAUCUUCAAAACACGAGAUCCAACGACAUGUGCGUGAAUCGUUGAAUGCUGUAUGAACAGUGACCAUGAUUAUUUACAAAUUUCCAACCAUGUAACGUUCUCUUUGAGCUCCAAUGGAAAACGAGAAUUUGAGUGAAAAUUCAAGUUAUUUUAUGGCUUUCCCAAACAUCUUUUGAACUCGAUCCAUCGCCUGUGACAAGUGCCAUAUUUGCGACAGCGCUGUGAAGGAAAUUUUCAAAGGAGACACAACGCGACUGCAAGAACAUGGAAUUGAGAGCGGUUACCUAGUAAAACGAAAAUUCAACGCCAUCAAAAGUCUUUCAUUUACAUUCUUUGCCCGCUAAGCAAUAUUUCUUAGUGAUUAUUCCAAGAUCCUGUUAAAAUGCCGAGUAGCAUUGGAGAAGAAGGACUUGUCGCGGCGGAAUGGCUCUUCACAGAGCUCAGAUCGCAGUCCAGCGUUGACAAACUUCUCAUCCUGGAUUGCCGAGCUCAUUCAGAGUUCUCUGAAAACCACAUCAGAGGCUCGGUGCCCCUGGCCAUACCGAGUAUCAUGCUCAGGAGACUCGCAGCUGGCAAAGUUGAUCUGCUGGCGACGAUAAGAUGCUUGGAGCUGAGAUCGAGGGUCGAAAUUUUUUUAUACGGUGACAACGAAAACAGAGGAACUUUUGUUCUCGUUGGAGAUGCCACUGAGCCUGCUGGACAUCAAGGAGAAACUAUCCAGGUGCUCAGCAGAAGACUGCGCAGCGGAGGGGGCAGCGUCGCUACACUUAUAGGAGGUUUUGGAGCAUUCCGUGAUCGCUAUCCAGAGUGGUGCGAAGGUGGUCAGGCGAACGCCGAAGGACAAACUGGCCAGGAGCCGAACGAAGGUGAAUUAAUGGGUCUUCGCUCGUUACGUAUUUCAACUCCGACCACGAGAGCCUAUUCGGAUUCGGAUAGCGACAGUACAUGUGAUUCUUUCGGUCCAGAAGAAGACAAGGACUUUCCUGUGGAAAUUCUUCCCCAUUUGUACCUUGGGAAUGCGGCGAACAGCGAGGACAGGGACGCCCUGGCACGACACAGGAUACAAUAUAUUUUAAACGUCACUCCUGAUCUGCCGAACGUCUUCGAGAGCGCCGGUUCCAUAAAGUACAUGCAGAUCCCUAUAAGCGACCAUUGGAGUCAAAAUCUCGCGAGCUUCUUCCCACAAGCCAUCCAGUUCAUCGAAGAAGCACGAAAUUCGGAUAAAGGUGUACUGGUGCAUUGUCUAGCGGGUGUAUCGCGCUCGGUAACGAUAACGGUGGCGUAUCUGAUGCACAAGUGCAGUUUGAGUUUGAACGACGCCUUCAAUUUGGUACGAAGCCGAAAGUCUAACGUAGCACCGAAUUUCCACUUCAUGGAGCAGUUGCACAGUUUCGAGAGAGAAUUGAGGGAUCGUGGCGACAGAAACAAGCGCAAUAAUCAGCGAUGCAUAGGCGCGUGCCGACCGGGAGGACCGUGCAAUUGUCCAGCGCCGAGUUUUCUCAGUCCGAUCGAUCUUGGACUCAGUCCGGACUCGGGUAUCGAGUUUGACCGAUGGGCAGCGAGUACGCCGGCGGAAUGAGACGGGCCGGGAGGGACCCAAUACAAAUUUUAGGUCCCUCCUUGGGCACGUACGCGGGAAACGCGUUAAUCAGCCUCUGCAUUCUGGUAAUUGGUGAGAGAAAGUUCAACGAGGGAAGGAAAUCCUCUCCGGAACUUCUUCACCUUUUUCCUUCCUUACGGUAGACGCACCUUUUCGGUUGUGCGAAGAAAUACGAGACUCGCCAAAGCGCCGAAGCACCAAGAGACUACUCUGGCACGUUCUAUAGAGGGAGGAAAAGAAAAUGCAGAAAGCGAAAUGAGAUAAUCCGUCAUCACUUUUGCGAAGUCAUCAAUGUACGUCGCGCGACUAACGAGACAGGGGAGAGCAUCUUCUCCUUGCGUACAAUUGUUCGUAACUGGGCUCGCAGCUGAACGACACGAGAGUAGUAAAUACAACCCGCGGGGCGGGCUUGCAGAAAGCUUUCUGCCGCGUUACAGUCUCAUCGGUUACUUGUUCAUUAAUUGUUUAUUAUUUUUUCAUAAUUGCGAGGGCGCGGUACACGGUCAAUAAACGCCACAGUUUCAGCAUGUUACGACUUAGGGAGAGAGUAGAAUAUGACUGUGUCGAAUGUGUGCAUGGGGAUUUAUGUGUGUGUAUGUGCGUGUGCCGGAAUUUCGAGUAAACCGUACAACUGACAACCGCGUGAACUUUAUUUGAAACAAGAAUGUUGUUAAAGCGAGGACCUCGGGCUCAUAAGUGCGCAUCGAAAGAUAAUUCUUUUUCAUUACUUUUUGCUUUGGAAGAAAAAUUGUAUAGAAACACAGCAAAGAGCAUUCACUGGUCGCACAAAUAUCACACUCCACUCAUCAGAAAUUACGUGUGAGAUGCUAUUUUUGAGAGACUCGUUUGAUUUUGAUAAAAUUUCGAUCAACACGGAUCCGAAUAUUAAUCCGUUUGAUGCUUUUAGCAUUUUUCACGAUCUUCCAAGAGUAUUACUAGGGCCGGAGUCCUCCUUAACGCCCCUCCAUCACGUAGUCACGUCCAGGUGUUUGAAAGUAUUUUAUAAUGAUUAAAAAAAACAAACAAAAUCAGUUACGAAAAAAUCAGAUUUUCUCGACCUCAACGAUUCACGGCAAUAUGGAAAUGAAGUUUCAUCAUUGUGAACCAAGAGAAUAAGCAAUUAGUGAAGAAACGCGGUCGCGAAUACCGAACUUUUUCGACAAAUAGGACAAAUUUGAGAAAACGAUAUUUUUCUUUUUUUAAAAAUGCAUGAAUUCGAAUAGUACAUUGAUGGGAAGAGGUGGUAAUUUGAAAUCCUGCAGAAAAUACGCAUCCAAAAUUUUGUGAGUGUAAACACGAAUGCUUCAAACCUAAAUGAGCAAUGUAAGAGCCCAAAAGCUUUAUUCAGAUCGUUUUAACUGUUUUUCCGUCAGGAUUGAAAUGAAGAAAAACCGCAGAAAAAAUAAUGCAGCGAUCGAAACAGUAGCAGAACUGCGAGAAAAAAAAGCAACGAAGCUUUGUUUUGUAUCCUUCUCGAUUAAAUAACCAGACUAAUGCAUGAUAGAAAACCAGUGAAAUAUUCGUACGUGACGAUCAUUCGAGCCUGGAUCAAAGUCAACGAAUAAUUAAUGAAAAUAUGAACAUAUAUUGAUAAAUAGUUCGAAACUUCAUGCAAUGGUUGAAAAUUACUGGUACCAUAACUCCAAACACAUGUCGACUUUUUACUGCUUCUUAAUUUUGCAUGUUCUCUUACGUUAAGAAAAAUAGUGAAACGGAUAAAAGUUUCAAAUUACCACGACUUUCUUUAUUUAUAACUAUAAAGAAACACGAACGCGUUCGGUAAUUUUCGUUUAUUUUUAUCAACGUCCAACACCUCUUUAGAAUAUGUACAUAAUUUUAUAUCCUCAUCGAGACGAGAAAAGAAAUUUAUAAAUAUGUAUUUUAAUAAUUCUUCCCUCGAGCGUCCCCCCGAUAACCUCCGUCAGGAGGAUCCGUCAAUUGUUGAGGCUGUUUUUAUUUUUAUUCAGUGCCGAAAACAAAAUGAGGAAAAUAAAUCGAGUAUAAAAAGCUCGUAACUAGGGUAAAACUUAAUAAAACAAAAAGCACCGGUUAGACGAGUAUCAUUGGAGCAAAAAUUGUUUCAUUUGUUCGCUCAUACGACUCUUUGAUGUUCAAAGUGACAAGAAUACACGAACUUCCGUAUAUCUCUUAAAGUUUUAUGAAAGAGGAUUUAAAAAUAGAUAAAAAUGGCAAACAUUGAUUGCAACAUACCAAAUGACAUUCGCGUCAUCAGAAAAUCAGUUUAUAAUCACGAAACUUAACAGACAACUCAAACUCACACACACACACACACUAAAGUGACUUAUCCUCAAACAAAAAGUAUAUAUUCAAGAAUACAGACACAUGCAUGACGCUUCCCGACUUUUGGGAUGAAAUUUAAAAAAUUAAAAAAAAAAACAACAAACAAAGCAGAAAUAUAAAAGGUAGAACGAGACAGCCGGGAUUCGGUGCAUUUUUACGGGGCAUUCCUGAUAGUUUCGAGCUUACCUGACAAUGAGAUCGAUCUAUCGUUCUAUAGCGAUUAAGAAACGUAGAAAAGAAAAAAAACAAAUGCAAAACAAUUUAAAGAGAAGUGUUUCUCGAAGACCUCUUUGUGGUCGCCGGGCACCAAAUUCCACGUACAGACCCACCGCCCAGUUCCGAUUUGUCGCGCAGAAAUAAUGGAUGACAAGUGAAAAAAAACAAAAUAAAAAUAUUCGCGGCAAACAUCGCUAAAUUUUCUAUUUGUGGAGCAGAAGAAAAAUCCAUAAAGUUUCGGCACCUCCGACUUUUCCAGAGUGAAAAAUAAUGGUACCUGUUGCACGCACAUUUAAAAAAAAAUUUCUUUCGACACUUAUAACAACACGUCGUUUCGUAAAAAAUAAUGCACACGCCAAGUUUUUAGACAGAAAAAAAAGCGUUGACUUUCGCUUAUUAUUCAUUGUACUCUGUAGGCAUGCGAACAAACGAAAAAUCAUUUCUUAUGGUGUAUUGCACAGAGUCGAAAAGAGAUUUCAAAAAUAAAUAUACGAAAGUUUAUUUUUUAUAAUGGAAGGACAUCACAUUCCCAUCACGAGCCACCACAAUGGCCUGAAACCGUAACUAUCUCAAUGUACUAUAUGUAUCAUUUAUCAAGCAUUAUUGAAAUCAAUAUGAAUGUAAUACCGUGAAUGUUAUUUUUAUCAUGUAAUAAUCCACAAGUUUAAGGAUAACGAGCAAUCUUGCAACUGCGAGGUUCAAUUGAUCUACCUUUAAGAAAAAUAAAAUAUAUAUAUUAUAUAAAAAUACACACACACACAUACAUAUAUACAUAUAUUUGACGUUACUGUAAUAACAAUAUUCUACUACUAAACUGUUGUCUGUUGUACGUUUAAUGGGCGCAGAGAUGCCCAAGAAAUUUAAUCAAAUAUUAUGUAUAUUACCAUAAAUUAUUAUUUUGUAUUCAUCGUUGUAUAUAUAUUUUAAAUUAAUUUUCAUUAGAAAUACAAACUUAUCUUACCUGCAA
This is a messenger RNA of Venturia canescens, 6839 nucleotides long. RefSeq names its product Mitogen-activated protein kinase phosphatase 3 (gene Mkp3). NCBI's taxonomy places the organism in Eukaryota, Metazoa, Arthropoda, Insecta, Hymenoptera, Ichneumonidae. Gene Ontology annotation, biological process: negative regulation of MAPK cascade; protein dephosphorylation. The transcript is spliced from 4 exons. Bases 2138 to 3334 code for a protein of 398 amino acids. Gene Ontology annotation, cellular component: cytosol; cytoplasm. Gene Ontology annotation, molecular function: MAP kinase tyrosine phosphatase activity; MAP kinase tyrosine/serine/threonine phosphatase activity; protein tyrosine/threonine phosphatase activity. The record is from RefSeq and is a predicted model, not a curated record.